AUGGCUUCAACUGAGAGUUCACUCUCACAAAUUUUCUCAUUUCAGGACUUAAAAUCUUCUCCUGACCCGAUAUUUGAGGUCCCGGCUCAGUGUCUGAACCCCACGCCGGCACCAAUAAUAAUAGAUAAUGGCUCAUUCCAGACCAGGGCUGGUUGGGCUGUUCCGGGGGAACAGGGUGCUCCGCGUCUGCUCUUUAGGUCAGUGGCGGCGCGUAACAGGGGAGCCGCACGCAGUGAAACCCAGAUCGGCAACGAUAUCCCUAGUCUGGAGCCGCUGCGGUGGCUACUCAAGAGUCAGUUCGAUCGAAACGUGGUCGUCAACUUGGAGAUCCAGGAGCUUGUUUUCGACUAUGUGUUUACCCACCUGGGCAUCACAUCGGAGGUGAGUGGAUGGUGGUCACUGUGCGAUGGUGUGGUACCACCAUUUGCGUCUCCAAGCAAAUCGAAAUUCACAGUCUCUGAUGCCACCUACGUACUUACAAUUUUCCUCAAAGCUGUUUAAAUGUUUAGCUUUCUGUUAUGCAAAACGUUUUUACCUAGCAGUCUAAACAGAUGACUAAAAUUGAAAUUUAAGCUGAAUCGUGGAAAAAAAUGUAAUUCAAAACCCUACUCUGACACUUACAUCGGAUUUGAAUUAAAUAGGCCCACUAUUUAGCUUUCCAUCAUAUUAGAAUAAAAACAGCAGCAAAGGCUCAUUUGCAUUAAAUGAAAAAUGAAAAACAAUAGAUGACUCAAGUUGAAGACUUACAAAAAAUAAAAGUGGCUUAAAAUUUGAAUACUUUCGUCUUUACUAAAGACAGAGUAGAUAACGCCUAAAACUAAAAGUUAGAUCCUUAGAGUACCAAACCAAAAAUUUGCAAUUUUUUUUUUACUUUCAGCAAAUUUGCCUCCUAAAGAUGUCUUAACUUUAACAUAUCCACCAGUCUAAAGUUUGGACACACAGUGUCAUUCAAUGUUUUUUCCUAAUGUUUAUUGUUUUUUUACAUUACUUUUCUACAUAAACUGUCUUAAACCUUUAUGUUAUUUGACAUUCUUAAAAGCCAUUAAAACGGUUGCGGCUCUGCACACUCUUGGAAUCCUCUCAACCAAGGUAUUGAGAUAUAGUCCCCAGAAAUACUUUCCAACUGUCCUAAAGGAGUUUCAGGGGUGCCAAGAUCUUGUUAAUUGUUGUUCUUCCCCCUGCUGAGACAGGCUCAGGGGAUUAACCUAGGCCAGGUCAUCUGACACAGCACUCAAACUCUCUCUUUCUUGGUCAAAUAGUCCUCACAUAGCUUGGAGGUGUGUUUGAGAUCAUUGUCCAGCUGAAAAACAAAUGGUGAUGGUGACUAUGCACAAACCAAAUGAGAUGGCAUGUUGCUACCAUGGACUGUAUAUACUAUGGACAACUUGGUUCCGCCUCCCGCCUGUAUACGGAUUUGAAGCCAAAAAGCUCUCGGUGUUUCUGGAUUUUUCUUCAUUUCCUAAAACCAGUGUUGCGCAGUAGCAUUGUGCGCAUUCAACAGGAGAGUCUCCGAGAGUCGCUGUGAUGACGCUCGGCUCAAACAGCGUAUCCCCCGGGUAAGCUACGCAAUCCCUUAACACCAAUAGGCUGUAUCAGGUGUCAAUCAUAGAAAACACGAACCCCCUAAUAACUUUUAAAAACUGAGUUGCACAUAAAAAAGAGGACUUGAGCACAAACCAGUCUUACUGUAACUACAUGUCAACACCGCAAGCAGGGGGGAGAAAAAAUUAUGUUCUGUGAAAUAAAUUUCUAAAGUUUGCUCUGUAAGCUUUGCUGGCGGAGGCAGAUUUAUGACCUAUACUGCAGCCCGCCAACAGAGGGUGCUGUUCUUGGAGUGGCUUCACCCAGCAAGGAGGCAGACUCUGUCCAUUCUGUAUACAGUCUAUGGUUGCUACAGAGUGCUGUGGUAGCCAUGCUGCAUUAGUGUUCCUUGAAUUUUAAGUAAAUCAUCAACAGUGUUACUCUUCUUCCUCCAUGCCUCAUACAUGUAACUAUCAUGCACAUACCCUUUUUGCGUGUCAAAAGGACAUUGACAUAAGAACCAAAAAUCUAAAAUUGAGCCUAAUUACACUGAAGUUUUCUAAAAAUAUAAAGCAACUCCACCUUGUGUUUCUUGGCCCAGGCAUUUUUCUUGUUGCUGUUCUUUGUAACUGGUGGCAUCGUUGCAGCAGUUUGACCAUGAAAGCCUGAGUUACACAAUCUCCUCUGAACAAUUUUAAAAAUACAACAAACAAGACCAAACAACAUAGAAAGAGACUACGAGGUACAGGGCCUAUAGCAGUCUUUUUUUGUUAUGGGACCUCAAAUAUUGAUUUCUCAGUGUGUACUGCCAAUAUAUAUUGCACUAAAUUGCACUAAAUAAUGAAUAAAAAAUGAAUGAAGUAGCAAGGUAGGAACUGAAAAGCUGGGACAGUAGAAAAUCAAAGUGUUGGUGCAGGAGGAAGUCUUUGCAAAAUCUCAGUUGAAAAUGAACAGGAAGUCAGUAGUAAAUAUUUAAAUAUCUGAAUACAGUGCAGGGUUAAUGGUGACAUAUAGGGUACAGGUGACAGAGAUUAUUGUCCAGUAGAGUGGCAGUGAUGAUUUGUCCAGAACUUCAGUGGCAGUGCACAUUGACUGUAGUAUGUGUGUAAGUGUGGGGCUGUAGACAGGGGGUCAGUAAGAGGUGGUGGGAGACGAAAGGGGUUGCUGUGAAUGACAGAAGUACAGCUUGGGGAAAAAAUCUGUAUCAGAAUCUUGUUGUGCUGGUCCUGAUGCUGCAAAACCUCUUGUCUGAUGGAGGGGGUACAGUCUGUGUGAGGGGUGGGAGAGGUCCUUCAUUAUUGUGGAGGCUCAGUGUGCACAGUGUACUGAGGAUGUUCAGGAUGAACCCAAGAGACCCCUACGAUUCUCUACAGGACGCUCUCUACAGUUGUUGUAGUUGAACCAUAGUUGAAUAUGGAUGAACUGUAUAGGACUGUGUACUUACCCUGUUUUGGGGCAAUACAAAGGGAUGGUUUGAAGGAUAAGAGAUUCCUGGAAGCAAGGCACACCUGCAAAUUGAAAACCAUUUCAGCUAAUAGCCUCAUGGAGCUGUUUGAGAGAAUGCCAGGAGUGGGCAAAGCUGUCCUCAAGACUAAAGGUGACUACUAUGUAGAAUCCAAAAUAAAAAACAUUCUGGUUUGUUUCACAUAUUUUUGUACACAUUACAUACACUCACCGGCCACUUUAUUAGGGACACCAUGCUAGUAACGGGUUGGACCCCCUUUUGCCUUCAAAACUGCCUCAAUUCUUCGUGGCAUAGAUUCAACAAGGUGCUGGAAGCAUUCCUCAGAGAGCUUGGUCCAUAUUGACAUGAUGGCAUCACACAGUUGCCGCAGAUUUGUCGGCUGCACAUCCAUGAUGCGAAUCUCCCGUUCCACCACAUCCCAAAGAUGCUCUAUUGGAUUGAGAUCUGGUGACUGUGGAGGCCAUUUGAGUACAGUGAACUCAUUGUCAUGUUCAAGAAACCAGUCUGAGAUGAUUCCAGCUUUAUGACAUGGCGCAUUAUCCUGCUGAAAGUAGCCAUCAGAAGUUGGGUACAUUGUGGUCAUAAAGGGAUGGACAUGGUCAGCAACAAUACUCAGGUAGGCUGUGGCGUUGCAACGAUGCUCAAUUGGUACCAAGGGGCCCAAAGAGUGCCAAGAAAAUAUUCCCCACACCAUGACACCACCACCACCAGCCUGAACCGUUGAUACAAGGCAGGAUGGAUCCAUGCUUUCAUGUUGUUGACGCCAAAUUCUGACCCUACCAUCCGAAUGUCGCAGCAGAAAUCGAGACUCAUCAGACCAGGCAACGUUUUUCCAAUCUUCUAUUGUCCAAUUUCGAUGAGCUUGUGCAAAUUGUAGCCUCAGUUUCCUGUUCUUAGCUGAAAGGAGUGGCACCCGGUGUGGUCUUCUGCUGCUGUAGCCCAUCUGCCUCAAAGUUCGACGUACUGUGCGUUCAGAGAUGUUCUUCUGCCUACCUUGGUUGUAAUGGGUGGUUAUUUGAGUCACUGUUGCCUUUCUAUCAGCUCGAACCAGUCUGGCCAUUCUCCUCUGACCUCUGGCAUCAACAAGGCAUUUCCGCCCACAGAACUGCCGCUCACUGGAUAUUUUUUCUUUUUCGGACCAUUCUCUGUAAACCCUAGAGAUGGUUGUGCGUGAAAAUCCCAGUAGAUCAGCAGUUUCUGAAAUACUCAGACCAGCCCUUCUGGCACCAACAACCAUGCCACGUUCAAAGUCACUCAAAUCACCUUUCUUCCCCAUACUGAUGCUCGGUUUGAACUGCAGGAGAUUGUCUUGACCAUGUCUACAUGCCUAAAUGCACUAAGUUGCCGCCAUGUGAUUGGCUGAUUAGAAAUUAAGUGUUAACGAGCAGUUAGACAGGUGUACCUAAUAAAGUGGCCGGUGAGUGUAUUUCUAUGUGUGCCUUCAGAGGUUUGAUUUCUUCAGCAUUAAUCUAAAUUGUAGAAGAGAAACCAUUGGAUGGAAAGAUGCACCCAAAAUUUCAACUUUUAACCCAUCAAUUCUGAGAUACAUUCAGAAAUCUGACUACCCUCAGAAGUUUUGAGAAAAUAUUCAGAAUUCCGUUUUUAAUCUCGGAGUUGAGAUGGAUUUUUUAAAUGGCUCUAUUCCUCCUCUGGGUGAGAGAUAAGAGAAUGAAAAGUUGCCUUACCUCAAAAUUGUAAGUUUUACUCUCUUUGUUCAUCUAAUAGUCUUUUUUUACUAUUUGUGUCAACGAAAAAAGUCUCUGGAAUGAGCCCGAAAUGAUUUGAAGGACCACUUCAUGACAGGAUUAUUGGAGUUUCACCCCAAAUUUUGUGGUUGGCUGAGCUGUGUACUAAUAAUAAUAAUCCAGAGAAGAAGUUUUUUUAUGAUUUUAUUUUAUUUUUUAAUUGCCCCGUCAAACUAAGUUCUAACAGGUAUAGUAAAUUUUUGUCUUUUUACCUUGUUUUUUUGUAGGGCAGUGUGGAGCACCCUGUUGUUCUGACAGAGGCCCCCUGCAACCCACUGCACUGUCGACAGAUGAUGUCAGAGUUGCUGUUUGAAUGCUACAGUGUACCUUACGUGUCAUAUGGCAUGGACAGCUUGUACAGUUUCUAUCACAAUAACAUUCAAAGGAACCUCCAACCACCACAUACUGGCAUUGUUCUGUCUUCAGGAUACCACUGUUCACACAUCCUGCCAGUCAUCAAUGGCAGGUGAGGAGCCAGUCAAAAACAUCUGAUUCUGCAUUGUGCUUGGCUUGUUACAAUUCCUCUUACUUCAUCAUGCUCCCAUUGGUACUAAUAAAUGGUCUUCCCUUAUGUCCCUUUUUCCUGAUUGUUUUACUUUCAGUUUUACUCAUUUGUUCUGUACAUUAAGACUUCUAUGAUUAAAAUUCUAGGUUCGACGCAGGAAACUGUAAGCGUGUGAAUGUGGCUGGGAGUCAGGCAGCGUCUUUCCUACAGCGUCUCCUUCAACUUAAAUACCCAGGACACCUUGCUGCUAUCACACUCAGCCGUGUGGAGGAGCUGUUGCAUAACCACAGUUAUAUUGCUGUGGAUUAUAAUGAAGGUGCAGUAUGUCAUUGUGCAUUCAGGAUUUUUUUAUUUAUUUAUUUAUUUAUUUAUUUAUUUUUAAUACUUUAUUUUCAGUUUUAAACUUUACAAAACUGUACAAGACAAACAACGGUAAAGAAACAAUAAAAAAAAAAAAAAAAAAAAAGGGGCUUUGCAUUCAGGAUUUUAAUUUGGUUGAUACUUGCUUGAAAAUGCCCCAGGAAAUGUAUUUGUCAAAAAUGCUACACCUUUACAUCAAUAAUCUGCACACAUCUUUCUCUUGUUGCUGAUGUGGAUACAGCAGAUGAAAACUAAAGGAGCCAGAAAACUUGUUUACUGACCCUUUAUUCCUUUAAAUUUGUUACAUCCACAGAGCUGGAAAAGUGGCGCAUCCCAGAGUUUUAUGAGAGGGAGGUUCAUCGUAUGCAGCUUCCCUUCUCCAGUAAAGUGCCAGGCGGCUGUGUGAGUGUGGAAGAGAGGCAGGAGAGACGAGCUCAACAGCUCCGCAGACUUCAGGAAAUUAAUGCUCGCCGCAGAGAAGAGAAGCUACAGCAGGACCAAGAAAGGCUGGAUAAACUCAUGGCAGUGCAGGCAAGAGAUCUCUGAAUCAUUUCAAAGUUUGUACCAAAGUUAAUUCAUGAUACUUCAGGGAAGGCAUUUUGACCAUUCUGAAACUAAUAUCUGUAAGAAGAAAAGGCAAACUGCUCUUCUAAGAUGCAAUGUUAUUAGCCCCUGAAAAAAGUAUAGAAAAUCAAACAAAAGCUCGUAAUGUUCUUUAAGUUUGACGUUCAGUCUUCUGUGUGAUUUUUUUUUUUUUUUUUUUAAUUUUUUAUUUUAAUAUUUUAUAUAACAUACAAACAAAAUAAAACAAAACAAAAACACAAUAAUAGUGAUGGUGGGUACAUAUACAGACAAGACAGAAACAAAAACAGUAAACAGUAUCUUAAAGUAGUGUGUGUAUGCAUGUGAAUGUGUGCACGUGUGUGUAUGAAGCUUUUGUUUCAUAUUCCCUUCUGUCGUCCCCCCCCCCCCCCAUCCCUCCCCCCAUUGCUCCAAACCCCCUUCUAAAUCAAGGAGACCCCUGACUUUUACGCUGGUCGGUCAGGGGUCUUCUUCUGUGUGAUUUUAAACACAGCUGGUGUAUGGUGCAGUGAUGGUUCAAUUUUGCAUGUGCAGGAGCUGCUGGAAGACGGCUUAUUGGAUCAGUUUCAUAAGAGUCUGGUGGAGCUCAACAUGGACUCGGCAGAAGAGCUGCAGUCAUACGUUAACAAGUUGCAGCUGGCUGUUGAGCAGGGCAGACUGAAACUGCUGCACAGUGAUGGAGUGGAGGGAAAGACAGAGGUAGGUUUCACUCCAUCAAAUUACAAUAAAACAUCAUAUAAAAAAAAAAGCAACUCUGUUGCAAAAGACUUGGUGAGGAGGUUUUUCUUUUGUGUCCCAACAUCAUAGAAUGAUAAACCUCUUGACACCAGGGAGGCCUGUUCAGUGGACUUAUUUAAAGUGAAGCUUAAAGGUGGGGUAGGCAGGAUCUGAGGAAGUGCCAGUUUUUGGGAGGAAUCUUGAAUGUAAACACUACCCCUCCCAACCAGUUUUCCCCUCAGCUCCUCCUCUCCCCUCCCUCUCUGCUCCAGCAAGCCCCGCCCACAAACAGACGCUCCUGCUCGCUCGUAUCGUUCCAAUUAAAUUCAGAUAUAAUGCUGAUAAAUACUUCAGAUCAUUACAAAUGGAGCUCAGUCAACGUGAAAGUAAACAGCAUUGGUGCUACUGUAGAUGCCAACAGACUGCCAGCAAACACAAUGUUUGCAGGACUUCUAAAACUAGGAUAAAGUGACAUAGUCCAGGACCUGAAGUAAACAGUUUAGCAGCGCUACAACAUGCAGCAGGAUCCGUUUGACAAGAAACACUUGUGUUACAGACACUUGGCUUACUUUGUUAAAGCGGUCUCCCUGUCCAGCAUAAAGGUUACAGGGUCCGUAAGAUCCUAAAGCGUCCCCCAUCAUUGUUGACCCAGCUCUUUUAGCUCUUGCCCGAGUGGUCUACCUCCUUUUUAAGUGCCCGUUAUUCUGCCAGAGUCUUCAGACAAUUUUCUGUACUUUCUGGUUGGUUUCUACUGUCCGAUAUUGUAGCAUACUAACUUUGUUUGGGCUCCUGAACGACACGGGGGAGCAGCGUCUGUCUCACAACCAAUCAGGAUAGAGGAGGCGAAAAAUGGCUUUGUUUUCAGUCAGAAAGAGCGGAGUGCUCUGAAAUUUUAAAAUGUUGACUACACAGACAUAACAAAACACAGCAAUAUUGUUAUAUUACCAAAUGUCAUCAAUGACUAAUAGCUAUUUAUGAUAUUAAAAGCUGUUUUGUAUAUACACCACAAAAAAAAUGCUUCUUUAACAGAUUCCUGCCUACCCCAACUUUAACACCUACUUGUUUUCACUGACGUACAACUUGUGAGCUAUGUUGAAUUUGUGUGUUUUAAAUUAAUUUCAGUCCUGUGUUUCCAUGUUAUGAUUGUAAUCUGCCUUUAACUUGUUUUUCUUUUGAAGUACUUUUAUCCUCAUGUUUUACUUGUUGUACAGCACUUUGAUGCAAAGUGCUUUGUAAAUACAUUUUAUUAUUUAUUCUGAUUAGUAUUAUUUUGAGACAGUUUGUCUCACCAACCCUUACUUUUGUAAGUGUAUACACAUUCAAAUAUAUAGAAAUGUGAAAAACAUUGUUUAUGUUAUGUACUGUAUCACCUGGCAAUUAAAUUGAUUCCGUCACCAAUUGUUAAAAAAAAAGCACUGGAGUCACACUACACAGUACAAUCUUAAGAUAUGGCAGCAACUCAUAAACCUGGGACCCCUGAGCUGACAUUAUCAUGUCAUUACUGUGGGUGUGCUGCAGUGCUGUACAGUAUCCAUUAUUGUGGGCUGCAGCCCAUGUGCCAUAGCAGACAUGAAGCCUUAGGCUGUUCUGUUGUUCUCUGCCAGGUGUCUGAGCUGGAACAGCCAAUGGACGAGGGAGACGGAGUGGCACUGAUUGAUCCAGACUUCCCUGAAGACACACUGCCAGAAAAACCUGCUAAUGUAGUCCAGGUAAUGGCUGAGAGAAACAGGAACCUCCAAUACAGACAUUUAAAUUCUAAAUAAAGCUAUGCAAACAAUUAUUCUCCUGUGUAAUAUGUGGCUAGAAGAACAAGUCAAAGUUUUACCCCCGCAAAAUGUUUUUAGAGACAGGCUAACUUUUGUCUGCUGGCAAUGUUUCAGUUCUGGUCGUAUAUUAAUGUUGGUUUAAAUUAAUCCUUAUGUUGUCUCCAGCCCAUGUUCAACUUGGCUGAAUACCACCAGCUGUUCAUAGGAACAGAGCGUCUGCGGUGUCCAGAGAUCAUGUUUCAGCCUUCACCAACUGGAGAGGACCAAAUGGGACUGAUGGAAACGCUGCAGUAUGUCCUGGCCAGGUAAUGUUGAAAUGUUGAGAGUGCGAGCAGUAAUGAGAAGCAUACAUGCAAAUAUACAGAAAACCCAAGUCCAAGAGGAAGUCUUUUCCUAAUACUCUGAACUUUACUUUGAUGGCAAGAGACAGAGAGUAAAGGCAAAGUGUAAAGGAGUUAGGCAAAGAUGACUGUGGUGUUAAGAGAGUCCAACUUUACUUUGCACUAGGCAGAUAUUAGUGUCUGCCUAUCAUGUUAACAUGAUUCAGCCAAAAAAAGUUCAGAGAACUUCAUGACUUUGAUAGGGCUCUUACAUGUUCCAGAAGAGAAAGACCCCUCAGCAUGUCGCAGCUUCUAGCUGCUGCAACAGAUGGACAAAGAUAACACCUGUAGAUUUUAAGUGUGUUCCUAUGAGUAUUUUCCAACCCUUUGUUAUUGUAUUUGUAUGUUAAAAUGGUGCUCUGUUGAGUUGAACCUGUUAUUGUCAUACAAGCUUAUGAUAUACAGUAUGAAUGAGUACACCCCCUUUAAAAAUUAAGGUUUUAAUCAAUAUCUCAGUGAACACAAGAAUAAUUUCCAAAAUUUUGACAAACAGAUUUUUAUAGAAUAUUUGUUUAACUCAUAACGUAAAAGCAAGGUUAAAGAUAGAACUGAGAUAACAACAGAGAGUGAUGCUCUACUUGUCUCUUCAGAAUCCCCCAUAGGUGUUCAAUUGGGUUCAGAUCAGGAGACAUACUUGAUUACUGAAACACUCUGACCCUGUUCUCCUUAAGAAAUGAAACAGUGGCCUUAGAUGUAUGUUUCAGAUCAUUGUUAUGUUGGAAAAGUGCACGCCGACCAAGGGCACGGAGUGAUGAUAGCAUCUUCUCUCUCAAUACAGAACAGUGUAUCUGUGAAUGUAUGAUGCCAUCAAUGAAAUGCAGCUCCCUGACACCAGCAGCACUCAUGCAGCCUCACAUAAACAAAACAGGGGACAAAUAUCUAUACACAAACUAUAGCCAGUAUCAUUGUUGUCACAGUUUUCAAAAAUUCUUGAAAAACUAUUUGUGACACAGUUAGGUAGUUUCAUUGAAAAACAUAAUUUACUUAUACACAGCCAAUACUGCUUUAGGACCAAUAGAUCCACUGCAAUGGCACUGAUGGAAGUAUUCGAGGAACUAACAAAUGCAAAAGAUAACAAGCAUUAUGCAAUAGGAGUUUUUGUGGAUCUUAAGAAAGCUUUUGACACGAUUAAUCAUGACAUCCUGUUAACAAAAUUAGAAAGGUAUGGUAUCAGAGGGGUGGGGCAUAGCUGGAUCAAAAGUUACAUUGAAAACAGUUUGUACAGAUAUGUGAGCACAGGUCAACAUUUUUAGAUGUAACCUGUGGUGUGCCACAGGGUUCAAUAUUGGGACCAAAAUUAUUCACAUUAUAUAUAAAUGAUAUAUGUUAAGUUUCUAGUGUUCUAAAAUUUGUUAUUUGUGCAGAUGAUACUAAUAUCUUUUGUACAGGAGAGAAUCUAAACCAGCUAUUGCAGGAUACCUCAGUGGAGCUGAGUAAACUAAGAUUAUGGUUCGAUGAGAAUAAACUCUCUCUAAACAUGACUAAGACAAAGUUCAUUGUGUUUGGAAAGAGACCAAUUCAACCAAAUACAGAGGUAGAAGUCAGUAUUGAUAAUAUUAAGAUAAAAAGGGUGUCUGAGUGUACUUUUUUUAGGGGUGAAAAUGGACUAUAACCUCAGUUGGAAACCCCAAAAAACUAUGUUAGGCCGAAGUUGGCUGGGAGUAUAGGUAUUUUAGGGAGGACAAGGCACAUAUUAAACCAUAAAACUUUAUACUUAUUAUAUAUUAUAUGCUCAUAUUACCAUAUCUGACUUAUUGCAUAGAAGUCUGGGGAAACACAUAUAUAACAUAUUUACAACCUUUAUAUUUUAUGCAAAAGAGAGCAAUAAGGAUUGUUAACAAGGUAGGAUUCUUCCAUCAUACUAAUGAACUGUUUCUGAAAUUAAGAGUAUUACAAUUUGCCAAUCUAGUUGAAUUUAGAACUGCACAGAUAAUGUCCAACGCAACAAUCUACUCCCUAGCAAUAUACAGAAAAUGUUUGUUGAAAGAGAGGGCAAGUAUGUAUUGAGAGGGGAACGAAAUUUAGCAACAACCGGACGUUCGUACAACACUGAAAAGCAUGUGUCCUUCUGGGGGUGAAGCUAUGGAACAGAUUGCCUGAUGAAAUUAAACAAAGCAAAACAAUAGCACAGUUUAAAUGUAAAUUAAAGCAGAGUAUGAUUGAAAAAUACAUAUAUAAGUGAUUUUCGUUUUGUCACACUUAUUAUAUUGUAUAUGGGUAUGGUACAAAUGAGAGAAUUGAAGUUUCAUAGGUAUAUAUAUAUAUAUAUAUAUAUAUAUAUAUAUAUAUAUAUAUAUAUAUAUAUGAAGUGCAUAUUUGUGUGUGUAUACGUGUAUAUAGGUAUAGGUGUAUAUAUGUAUAUAUAAGGUCUUUGUCUCAGUAUUAAUGAUUUGUUACUUAUUCCUGUUAGACUUUGGAGCUUUGGUUACUUUUUGGCGACUUAAGAAAUCCUGAAAUUCUAGAGACAUGUAAAAGGUCAAUCAAUAGGAAGGAAGGAUGGUAUGUACAAAUAAGCUAAAUAGCUUCUACCUACUCCUUUUCGAUCUCCAAAAAUAGGUGAAUUUCUUGUCUAAAAUUGUGCUGUAUGUAUAUUUGAUCGAAUUAACAAUAUCCCUCUCUCUCAAAGGACACUACCACCAUGUUUUACUAUAGGCACUAUGCAUUUUUCAUUGUUCUCUUCACCUUUGCAAUGCCACACAGUUGUGAAGCCAUCAGUUCCAAAACAUUGAUCUUGGUCUCAUCACUCCUGAGUACAGAGUCCUAGUGGUCUCUUUUUUUUCCCAGUGUGGGCCCUAGGCUUUCUUUUUUGUGCAUGAGCUUUGGGAGAGGCUUCCUUCAUGAACGACACCCAUGUGUACCAUUCCUCUGCAAUGUACACCGUAUUGUGUCACGGGAAACAAUCACCCAAGUUUGGCUUUCUGCUUAUUUAGCUAACUGCAAAAAACCUGCAUGGCAAUUUUCUUCAACCCUUCUUAUCAGAGGACGCCCCUGCUAAAGUGUAAACUUUCAAGGAUGGCCCAGAAAUCUCUGUGAGAUAGUUGCAGUUCCAUCUUUGUAACAUUUUUGUAUUGCUUCUGCUAUAAUAUUCUGACUGUUAAUCUUCUUGUAGCUUUCAACUUUUUUGUGUAAAAUGAUUCUCAUUCUCAGGUCUUGUGACUUUUCUCCUCCAUGUGGUGCCGUUGCUGACAGCAUGAAAUAGAGGGGGGCUUUCUUUUUUUUUAAAAAUAAUACUCUUUUAUAGUCAGCUGUCUGCUAAUGAAUAAUAAGACUCACCUAUGGUUGAAUUCUUGUUAAGUAGAAUUUUGUAAUCUAAAAUUUAGCUUUGCUUUUAAGACUUUCAUUGGGGUGUACUCAUUUUUGCUACAUUGUCUUUGAUAGAUUUUUGAGAAAAAUUACUUUUUUGUGUGUGCAAAUUAACAAAUCUUGUUUGCAAUCAAUGGUCCACAUUCGUGGGAGUAUUUUGUCUCACUGACUUUUUUGCAGUUUUUCACAACUAAUGUCGUGAAAAAUUGAUAUACAAUAGAGAAAAGUAAUAGCACACUAAUCCUGAUUCUCUAAUUCUUUCUAAAACUCUGUAGGACUAGUAGUAAAUCGAAAUAUGUCCAGAAGAGAAAAAAGAAAAAAAAAUACAGUGUAACAACAGUGCCUCGGUGUGUUUGCCCGGUGUCCUCAAUGAAUUUAAAAACAUCAAAAAGUAAGAUGAUUCAAUAAGGACAAAUGAUAACUUAAGAGCAGUUUAGGGUUAUAAAAACCUUAUAUCAAUAUAAAAGAAAUAUGUAAUUCAGUUUGAUUUGAAUUUAAUGUUGAGCCAUGAAAAAAGGUUUUAAGCUGCUCCUUAAAUUACACUCAAAGGUUACCUGUCUAAUCUUUGGUGGGGGUGCAUGCUAAGUCUUUGUUGCGAAGCAAAAAAAAAAAAAGUUGCUUAACCAAACUUUUCUCUUUAGUCUGUGGUCUACAUAACAAGGCAGCGCUGUGACAUUUAUUAAAGGUUUGGUACAUAUCCUAACAAGCAAACUGAAAGUUAUGACAAAGGGCUGCUGAACUGUAGCUGAUCUGUUUUUAAUUUAUUACCACAUUCAGGUACACUCUAAAGCAGCAGGAGGCGCUGGUGAGCAAUGUGUUUCUGACAGGUGGAAACAUGCAGUAUCCAGGAAUGAAGGAGAGAGUAGAGAAAGAGCUGCUGGCCAUUAGGCCCUUCCAAUCACAUUUCAAGGUACAAGGUGUUUCCAAUAUGCAACACUCUAACAUUUCACAGUCCUAACAAAGUUGCUAAUCUGCAAUGCUAUUUUGAGUAACCUUCUAUUGUUUAAGUUUACUGUUUGUCUUGAAUUGAUAAGUGAAGAAUGAUAAAUAAAUCUGAAGUUGAAAGUGGGGUAAAAAGCCUAAAAGCUCAGGAAUAGACUCACAUGAGUUAGCUGACAGCUUUUAUGAAUCCAUAAUGAUGAUGAUGAUGAUGAUGAUGAUGAUGAUGAUGAUGAUGAUGAUGAUUGUUGUUGUUGUUAUUGUUGUUGUUAUUAUGAUUAUCUGGAAAAAACCUCUUGUAAAUACAUUUGUAACUUCUGAUGCCAUUGUAACCUCCCCAGGUUACAAUGGCAUUGCAGCCAUCCCUGGAUGCCUGGUAUGGGGCAAGAGACUGGGCCUUAGUGAACCCACCAGGAGGAGGAGGAGGAGCAUCAGCAGAGGGAUGGAUCAGCAGACAGGACUAUGAGGAGAAAGGAGGCGAAUAUCUAAGUGAGCACUGUGCCUCUAAUGUCUUCAUACCUAUAAAACUUACCAAACCAGUUCCUGCUCGUCCUAACGAGUCUACUGGUGCCUCGCUGCCAUCAACUGGAGCCUCUGCUGUCAUCACCACGGUUACUUCGGCCACGACGCCCCCCAGUUCUACUGUUGCUGGUGUUCCGAUGGUAACCUCUUAA
Messenger RNA from Xyrichtys novacula (pearly razorfish), 13957 nucleotides. Lineage: Eukaryota; Metazoa; Chordata; Actinopteri; Labriformes; Labridae. The record is from the annotation of a GenBank genome assembly.